This is a messenger RNA of Prorocentrum cordatum, 978 nucleotides long. The record is from the annotation of a GenBank genome assembly. Lineage: Eukaryota; Dinophyceae; Prorocentrales; Prorocentraceae.
AUGGCCCAACGCGCCUCGCUCGGGGCUGCCGCUGGCCUGGCGGCCGUCGUUUGUUUGAAGCAGGGCCAGUCCUUCGUGUCCUCGCAGGUUGCGCCCCUCGCCGCCGUCGAGGAGACGCUACAGGCUUCCCCUGCGCAGGCGGCCCCCGCCCUCCGCGGCGCCGCGCACGCCCAACAGCCCAGCCCCACGGGGAAAGCCGCGGCCCUGGCAGCGCCGGCGGCCGCUGCCGCCCUCGCCGCGGCGGUCGGGUCCAAGCGCCGCGGUCGCGCCAGCAAGCUGGCGGCGGGCCAGGCCUCGUGCGUUGUUCCGGUCCAAUCGCGCGCCAGCGUGGCCCGCCGGGCCUUGGACCAGUCGAGCCGCUACGCGGACCUCUCGUUGACGGAGGAGGACCUGAUCAAGAACGGCCAGCACGUGCUGGUGGCCUACAUCAUGAAGCCCAAGGCGGGCUACGACUACCUGGCCACCGCGGCGCACUUCGCGGCGGAGUCCUCUACCGGCACGAACGUGAACGUGUGCACCACCGACGACUUCACAAAGACUGUGGACGCGCUCGUGUACUACAUCGAUCCUGAGAACGAGGAGAUGAAGAUCGCCUACCCGACGGCCUUGUUCGACCGCAACAUCACCGACGGCCGCGCCAUGAUGUGUUCCGUGCUGACUUUGAGCAUCGGGAACAACCAGGGCAUGGGUGACGUCGACUACGGCAAGAUCUAUGAUAUUUAUUUCCCGCCGCAGUACCUGCGCCUAUUCGACGGGCCGUCGUGCUGCGUGAUCGACAUGUGGCGCAUCCUGGGCCGCGGCACGGUCGGUGGUGGUCUGGUGGUCGGCACCAUUAUUAAGCCGAAGCUCGGCCUGCAGCCGAAGCCCUUCGGCCAGGCGUGCUAUGGCUUCUGGCAGGGCGGCGACUUCAUCAAGAACGAUGAGCCGCAGGGCAACCAGACUUUCUGCCAGAUGAACGAAUGCAUCCCGAAGUCGUGA